Molecule: messenger RNA, 2368 nt
Organism: Pneumocystis carinii B80
Lineage: Eukaryota; Fungi; Ascomycota; Pneumocystomycetes; Pneumocystales; Pneumocystaceae
Exons: 3
Coding region: 47-2368 (773 amino acids)
Source: RefSeq, a predicted model, not a curated record
AUUGUUGAUUUUUAUGCCAUAUAUUGGGAUCCAGAAAUAAUACAAGAUGUUUUUUUCCAUGAUUAAUAAAAUUAUAGUUCUAGGAAUAUUAAUUUUAAUUGUUCCUACUUAUGGCAAUCAAAGUACGCAUUUGAAAGCCAGAGAUUCUCAAGUAAGUGCAAAAUUUACGCCGUUUAAGGAUUUUGUUGCUAAGGAUGAAGAUAUCAUUGUUUAUAUUUUGAAAGAAGAUUAUAAAGAUCAAGAUAAAUGCGAAUCAAAGCUUGAGGAAUAUUGUAAAGAAUUGAAAGUUAUAGAUCCAGGAUUAAAUAAAGUUCAUACUAAAGUUAAAGAAAUUUGUGAAAAUAAAAAAAAAAAAUGCAAAGACAUAAAAGUAAAGAUUGAAAAAAAAAUACAUGAAAUUGCUGAAUUAAUCGAGGAUUUGGAGGAAGAAGAUUUCUUUUAUGAAGGAUGCGAUCAAUAUUAUCAAACAUGUAUGCUUUUUGAACAUAUAAAAGAAAAAGAUGUUUUAGAUUCCUGCAGUAUGCUUAGAUAUUCCUGUUAUUUUCUCAGGGAUACAGAGAUGAGAAAUGAAGUCAUUCUUAGAGCUUUUGGUACUAGUAUUAUUGAAUCUAAAGAUUUUGAGGAAAAAAAGCAGGAAAUUUGUCCAACAUUGAUUAAAAAGGGUGAUGAUCUAGUUUUUUUCUGCCUUGAAGAUAAUUCACUUGAAAAUUUCAAUGAAAGUAUUGAUGAGUUUUGCAAUUCUUUAAGCGAUCUUAUUAAUAAGAAUAAAAAAGAAGAAGUAUGUCAUGAAAAACUCGGAAUAUAUCCUCUUCUCAAAAAGAGAUGUGAAAAGAUAAACAACAAAUUUAAGGGACUAUGUGAGGGAAAGAAUAUUACAUAUAGGCCUCCAGUUAAAGAUUUUAAUCCGAUUGAGCCGAAAAUGACAUUGUUAGAGAUGAUUGAUCUGGAAAAUCUUUAUAAAGAAGGAAGAAAUAGAGGACUAAUUCUUGGAGCUUUAGAAAAAACGUUGGAUGACAUGUUAAACCAUUUGUCUUUGGGUAGUUCUGAUAAUAGGGAAGAGCAAUGUAAGAACGUACUAAAUACUAGGUGUAGUUAUCUUAAAACUAUAAGUUCUGAAUUUAAAGAAUUAUGUGAAAAAAAAAAUAAAUAUGAAGAAAAAUGUAAAGAUAUAUCAGAUAUAACGGAUAGGUGUAGAAAGUUUAGAAUGAGACUUUAUCAAGAUGGAACUUCUACAGAAUUUAAAGAUGAAGGCAAAUCGGGAAUUUUGUCUUAUGAUCAGCUUUCGACAUCAUUUAGUGAGAAUGAAUGUUUAGAGGUUAUUUCGGAAUGUGAGUAUAUUAAAGGAUUAUGCAAACCUAAUAUGCUUAUCGAAUGCCAAAAUCUAAAACUGGCAUGUCAUAAAAAGAAAGAAGAUCAACUAUUCAUUAAAUUAAUUGGAAGUGAGUUGUACAAACUUAAUAAAUUAGGAUCGAAUGAUGAAAGAUUUAAUAAAUGCCAAAGAAUAGUAAUGGAGAAGUGUGCUACAUUUAAAAAUAAUAAUGUUGAGAUUUUUAUGAGAUGCCUUCGGCCAAAGGAGAUAUGUCUUAGAUUUGAAAAAAUUAUUUCGUCUCAAUUGAAAGAUCUAGAACAACUUUUCAAUGCAGUAGGGGAUUCUCCUAAAGAAAAGGACUGCAUUAAAUUGAAAGAGGGUUGUGAAGGUAUUUUAAAAGAUUUAGGAUUAAAUAAUGAGAAAUGCGUUAAAUUGAAAGAGCGUUGUGAAUAUUUUAGAGUUAGAAAAGAACUGAAAUAUGCGUUUUUGAAAGAAGAAAGUGAUGCAUUAGCGGAUAAUCAAAAAUGUAUGAAAGCUUUGAAGGAUAAAUGUGAUAAAUUAUCUAAAGGGGAGGAAAAUCUAUAUCGUGUUUCAUGCAAUUCACUAGAAGAAACAUGCAAAUUUAUGGUUUCAGAAGCUAAGAAUCAUUGCGAUAUUUUAAAAAAUAACAUGCAAGAACAUAAAAUUCUGGAUAAAACUAAAGGUUCAAAUCAAACAUUGGUUAAAAAACUCUGUACAACAUGGGGUUCAUAUUGUCGCCAACUUAUGGAGAACUGCCCGGACACGUUAAAAAAAGGUUCCAAUAGCCAUAAUGAAAAAGGAGUCUGUUUACAAUUGAAAGAGAAUUGUAAGCCAUUCUGGGUUGAAAAGAAAGUGGAGGAUAAACCAGCAAAAGAAGAAGAAAAGAAAGUGGAGGAUAAACCAGCAAAAGAAGAAGAAAAGAAAGUGGAGGAUAAACCAUCAAAAGAAGAAGUGAAACCGAACGAGGGGAUAAAAAUAAAAGUUACCGAGAUGAUUAAAAUAAUGUUUUUGGGAGUAAUUGUUAUGGGAAUGAUGUAA